This is a messenger RNA of Sphaeramia orbicularis (orbiculate cardinalfish), 7036 nucleotides long. Its product is annotated as pleckstrin homology domain-containing family A member 5-like. Gene Ontology annotation, cellular component: cytosol. Bases 24 to 4727 code for a protein of 1567 amino acids. The record is from RefSeq and is a predicted model, not a curated record. Gene Ontology annotation, molecular function: phosphatidylinositol-5-phosphate binding; phosphatidylinositol-3-phosphate binding; phosphatidylinositol-4-phosphate binding. The transcript is spliced from 32 exons. Lineage: Eukaryota; Metazoa; Chordata; Actinopteri; Kurtiformes; Apogonidae.
GGAGCAGUGGAGCUGAGGCAGACAUGGCGGCCGAUCCACAGCCGGAGUGGCUCUCCUGCCUUCCCUCUUCGUGGAGUUACGGGGUGACGCGGGACGGACGCAUUUUCUUCAUCAACGAAGAAGCCAAGAGCACAACCUGGUUGCAUCCUGUUACUGGAGAGGCGAUAAUCACGGGCCACAGAAAAACUCCAGAUUUACCCACAGGAUGGGAGGAAGGAUACACCUUUGAAGGAGCCCGCUGCUUCAUCAAUCACAAUGAGCGGAAGGUGACCUGUAAACACCCGGUGUCAGGCGUCCCCUCCCAAGACAACUGCAUCUUUGUUGUAAAUGAACAUGUGAAUUGUGGAAAACUUGUCCACCCUGACAAGCCCGUAGAGGCUCUGAGCAGACCUGCUGCCAAGCCUUCUUCAGAACAGGGCAGCGUUGGGGACAAGAAGGAGCGUCCCACCAGCACCAUGAGUGAAGCGUCCAACUACACGGGGGGCUCGGACUACAGCACCUUCCAUGGAAGCCCUGCCACUACUGUCACCACAGCAACCACCACCACAUCUGCCUCAUCCACACGGCCCUCUAGGUCUUCAAAAAAAGUCCACAACUUUGGAAAAAGGUCCAACUCCAUCAAGAGGAAUCCCAAUGCACCAGUGGUCAAAAAUGGCUGGCUUUACAAACAGGACAGCACAGGAAUGAAGCUUUGGAAGAAAAGGUGGUUUGUUCUGUCAGACAUGUGCCUCUUCUACUAUCGUGAUGAGAAGGAGGACACCAUCCUGGGGAGUAUCCUUCUGCCCAGUUUCCACAUCUCCAUGUUGUCAGUGGACGAUCACAUCAGCAGGAAAUAUGCCUUUAAGGCCACCCACCCCAACAUGCGGACCUACUACUUCUGCACAGACACGUCCAAAGAGAUGGAGUCCUGGAUGAAGGUUAUGACGGACGCUGCACUGGUCCACAUUGAAACAACCAAAAGAGUGGACAAAUUGAAAGUGGACCAGCGGACGCCUCAGGAACUGAACAACGUACAGAAACACAGAGUCCUGACCCGGCCGGAGAUCCAGAACAAUGAACGCAACCGUGAGCCUGUGCGACAUCAGUCCAUAUCGAGGGCUGAUGAUAAACACCCGAAGGAGUCAGAGAAACGCAACAGCCAGAGGGACCGGGAGUCCUACACCUUACAGAGGGACGGGGACAAGUACUGCCUGACCAAAGACGGGGUCAGCUACAUGCUGCACAAGGAAGGAGACCGGUACCUGCUCCACAAAGACGGACACAAGUACCUGCUGCGACAAGACGGAGAUAAAUACUGUCUGCAGAAAGACGGGGAAGUCUACGCCAUCCACAGGGACCUGGAAAAGUACGCUGUUCAGAAAACGGACGAAAAGUACACAGCGGCACUAGCGCCAGAACCAUCUGGAGAGAAAUACCUCCUCGCAAAGGAUGGAGACAAGUACGGUCUGCAGAACGUGGGGGACCGGCACACACUGCAAAAAGAUGGACAGAAGUACCUUCCACAAAAGGAAGUGAAGAGACAGCUUUCGUUAAAGGAGACAGACAGACGCAGCGCUGCGGGGGACAGUAAAUACGGGACCAUUCAUGUUCUGGACAAAUACGGAACUCUGAAGGAAGUGAAGAAGUACAGUACGCUUCGAGAGGGGGAUACAUAUGCCGCUCUCAGAGAGGCCGAGAAAUACGCCACAGUCCGCGACAGAAAUAAAUGUGGCUUUCAGAGAGACCUGAGUGCAGAGAGGCCUCUGACUAAAAUCAGUAGCAUCAAGUUACAGCCCGCCCAAGCCGCCGCCAUCGCAGCUGCAGUGUCUGCGUCCCGUCAGGGCCAGGCCAACCGCACCCUGCAGAAGCCAGCACAGGUUCACGACUCCAGGUCUAAAGCAGGGGAGCAGGGUCAGGAUCGCAGUCCCACAGAGGUCGAUGGCACCCUGGCAAAGUUCACAGGAAAAGCCCCGGUUCCAGCCCCGGGUCCAGGUCCAGCCCCAGUAGCUUCAGUCCAAGAGGCAGAAAAGGGUCUGACCAGGACUGGCUCCAUGCAACAGCUGGAGCACUGGGUCCGCACACAGAGGACCAGAGGACUAGAUGAUGACAACAGGAGUGUAACGUCGUACCAGACCUUACCCAGGAACAUGCCCAGCCACCGGGCCCAGAUUGUGCCCCGAUACCCUGAGGGCUAUCGGACGUUGCCCCGCAACAGCGUGAUGCGACCUGAAAGCAUCUGCAGCGUCACCGGUUCAGUGUAUGACCGAGCGCUCCACCCAGUGUCCACCGGCACCGUCACCACAGCAGAGAAGAGGAGGUCCAUGAGGGAUGACACCAUGUGGCAGCUGUAUGAGUGGCAGCAGCGGCAGGCCUUCUCCAGGCACAGUAUGGCUCCGCCCACAGCUGCUGCAGUGCAUUAUGGGACCCUUCCCAACACAAAGACCAUGGGCAGCCUGUCCGAACACGCCGUGGCCCACUCCAUCCCCACGUCGCCCUCUCAUGGCUCUCUGGCUCUCUACAGCACCUUGCCCCCCCCAAACCCCCCCACACCCCACUCCGAGGUUUCGUCGCCAGUCUUCAGGGGAGACGUGACCUUAGAUCGGCGGCACCGGACUCACCUCGCCAAGUAUGGAUACCCUCCGGACCGCCGCUCCGUGGCCAUUGGCGUCCCCUCCCAGACCAUCACACCACAGUCACUGCAAGGCAAGACGCCGGAGGAGUUGACCCUGCUGCUCAUCAAACUCCGCCGGCAGCAGGCGGAGCUCACCAGCCUGAGGGAGCACACGGUAGCUCAGCUCAUGGCCCUGGGUUUGGAGGGGCCCAACGCCAAGACUGAUGUUCUUACCCAUCACCUCCAGAGGAACCUUAUUUACCUGGACAGCCAGACGAAGGAGAAUGAACCUCUAAUCUUCAUGAUUCACACUAUGAUUGAGAACUCUGCACCGAGGCCACAACUCUACCAGCAAGUAAGCCCAGACGAGUAUAAAGAUGGCUCCUUCAUUCAGCGCACUGAGGAUGUCGACGUGGAUACCAAGCUGAGCAGACUUUGUGAGCAGGACAAGGCAGUGAAGAUGCAGGAGGAGAAGCUGCAGCAGCUCCACAGAGAGAAGCACACUCUGGAAACGGCGCUGCUGUCUGCCAGUCAGGAGCUGAGUGAACAGAGUGGUUCCAACGGCGCCACUGUGCAGAGUCUGGUCCAGCAGAGGGACGUCCUACAGAACGGCCUCCUCAGCACCUGCAGAGAACUGGCCCGAGUCAACACUGAGUUGGAACGUUCCUGGAGGGACUACGAUAGGUUGGAGACAGAUGUGACUCAGGCCAAGUCCAACCUGCUGGAGCAGCUGGAGGCUCUGGGUAGCCCACAGACAGAGCCUCCAAGCCAGCGGCAUAUCCAGAUCCAGAAAGAGCUGUGGAGGAUCCAGGACGUGAUGGAGGCUCUAGCCAAAAACAAACCACAACGGACCACAAACAGCGGUUUUCCUGGUUCCAAACCACUCUCCAGUCAACAGAAAAAUGAGGCAGUGACGCCGCUGCCUCUUAGUCCUCUCAAGGACGCCAACCCCGUGCCCCCUCGCCCACCCCUGCCGCAAUACUAUGACUCCUCCGAGCGUCCUCCUCAUGUGCCCCCCCACCACUCGCACCCCAGUGGGCGCCUACCCCCCCCUACGCACCGCCCCGAGGACCGCAAACCCGGCACCAGGAACGGCACCCACAGUCAGGCUCCAGACUAUCGCCUGUAUAAGAGUGAGCCUGAGCUGACCACAGUGAAGGAGGAAGUGGACGAAGCCAACGGGGACGACAAGGACAAAGACAAAGACAAGGUGGAAGCAGCUGCUGAAGGCAAAGACGCUGCAGGAUCCAAAGUGCCCCCGUACCCAGUGGGCAUCGUUCCUCCCAGGACCAAAUCCCCCAUGAACCCUCCUGAGUCCUCCACCAUCGCCUCUUAUGUCACACUGAGAAAGACCAAGAAACCUGAAAACAGAUCAGACCGUCCUCAGAGUGCAGUGGAUCAUCUAGGAUUUGGAGAACGAGAGGUUGGAAGAACCAGGAUGAGUGUGGAGGAGCAGUUGGAGAGGAUGAGGAGAAACCAGGAGGCCUCAUGUCUACGAGAGAAGAGGAGAGAAACCCCGUCACGCUCCCCGUCCUUCAGCAAAGACAACCCCUUCAUUAUCCUGCAGAGCCGGGUGCAGGCAGAGGGCUCCUGUGCAGACCCAGUGGAACUGGAGGCAGCUCUGCAGCAGCUGAAGGACCAGCGCAGGACCAACGCCGACACACACCCUGGACCUUCACUGCCCCAGGAGGCUCAGAGAGCAGAGGACGGAAAGAAUGACAAGUGUAAGGAUGUGCAGCAGGACAGGGACGUGAACCUGAAGAACGGAACACCACCACAGGACGAGAACGACGGCAUGGACCAGGUUUGUGAGAGGCAGACAGUGGUGAUCCUGGACCUGGGUCCAGAACCUCAGCAUGUGGACCUGGUCACCCUGCAGUCCUUUGAAGAGGAUGAGAGCAGAGACGGGACCAGCUCACCCACCAACACCACCACCGACAACAGCUUCCAGACUCCUGAACCUGAGACACCAAGUCCAGAGCCGAAGGAGCCUGAUGUGACACCUGCCAGUGAGGAGAAGCUCGAGAAGAGCCUGGAUUCCUACAACCAGCUGACGACAGACGACAAGAAACACAACAACAACAACAACAACAUGUUGGCUUCGCAGACCUUCACCUUGGUGACCAGCGACACAUGAGGCUUCAGUAUCCAAACAGCACCCCCUAGAGCCCAAAUGUAGCCAGCCUGCACUGAGCAUGCUCCGUGGCUUCCUGCGUUUACAACAGAACUGCUUUGAUACUACUGUUCCAUGGCCACAAGGAAGAGAGCAAGUGGAAGGCCAGCACCAGGUCCACGGGCAACCACGACUGUCUGAGAAGGAGACGCAGAUGUCCGUCUGACCAGUAUCUGUCCAUUCCACCUCCGACCAAACACCACCCAUGGAGGUUUAGUCCAAAAACAGAGCAGAUAUAGAAGACUGUGAACAGAUCCAGUCCCAGAACAUGUGUUUGUGUUGAGUUGAUUAAGCCCAGAAGUGUUCUUUAGAGUUCCACCAUGUGUCCAUCUGUACAGAGGAGGAGACAUAUUUACAAAGGGACACUUCACACACACACACACACACACACACACACACGGGCAGUUGUGUUCAAACACACUGUAAACUGUCAAAAGACGAGCACUGAUUGACCUUCUAUGAACCCUCAUAUCAGCAGAACCUCAGCCUCUGCUUCACAGAACAAAACCAUUUCCACAAGUUUCUACUGAAUGACGAGUGGAGCUUCAGCGUCCACCUUAAAGAACAGCAUCAGUGGUUCCAUCAAAUGGCAAGAGAAUUUAAGGUGAAAUGUCCCCCCCAAAAAACAAAAAAAGCUAAAGUUGUUUUUCAUUUCAAAUGUUUUUUUCAAGGACUGAUGUUGUCCUGUCCUCAGUCCAGACAAGCCGACAGAUUAUUGAUUAUUGAUUCCAUGUGUGUUGGAUCAGAUCUUCCAUUGGAUCAUUAUUGCACUGAUCAAUAUGUUUCUGAUGCAAAAUGAUCGGAAAGCCUCCUGAUGUAGGGUUUGGGUUACCCAACCCCAACCCUAAUCCCAGCCCUAACCCCAACCAUAACCCCGACCAUAACCCUGAGUCUGAGCACGGAGCUCAGUUCGACUGAAGUAUGAAGACUGGACUGGCUUUAAUGGAAGAAGGUCAUGUGGUCUAAUGAGUCCACAGUGACCCUGGUCCAGAGGGACGGGUGCAUCAGGCUGAGAAGAGAGGUGGAUGAAGUGAUUACCCAUCAUGCCUAGUGCCUAUGCUAUAAGCCUGUGGGGGUAGUGUUAUGAUCUGGGGUUAUAAUGGUUCCUUUUCUGUUUGGUCAGACAUAAAAACAGUAGAUUUUUGACCUGUACACGUUUGGGUUCCACCUGUGUCCGCCCUCAGAAGGGUCACAUGAUGUUCCUGUGACGUGUCUUGUCAGCUGUUUUAUCCAGGUUUACCAGACAACAGGGGACAGCUGUGUCCCCUGUUGUCUGGUAUCCAUCCUGCAGUAUCCUUAUCCCACACCUGGGACGCUGUCCUCUGCAGCAGUAAUCCAGAACCUAAAGGACAUUUGUGGGCUUCCAUGAGUCAGAGCCGUCCAUCUGAUUCAGUCGUCUCUGUCUGGUCCUAGUUCUGAGGGUCAUGUGACUUCACAGAAAUGUGUUUCCAAAUCCAUAGACACAUGGACAUACGGGGUUUUGGUACCGUACUGUAAGUAUGAAGGCCAUCUUACCAUUAGAAGACAUCUGAUUGGAUGGUCAGACGUGGAAGCGGUUCUUGAGCUGCAGAUACUCAUGAGUGUACAGCUGUAUAUAGGAGCACUGGAGGACGGUCCCCAGAUGGGCUCAGCACCAACACACACACACGCAGUGCUUUACUUUGACCCCUACUUGACCCCUGAUCUGGUUUCUGUUCUGCGUCGGUUUCAGUCCAGACUGUUGUGCUUUUAUUUUCACAUCUUUUGCAACUGUUACAGAUUGUCCUUUGUUGGCUAUAUAAAUAUAUAUAAAUACAUAUAUAUAUAUAUAUAUAUAUAUAAAUAGAUGCAGAUAUGUAUGUAUGUGAACAUAAAGUUUUUCCUUCUAAAGGUGCCACCUCAUGCUGCUGUUUGGAUUAUUUGGUUCAUUUUUGGACAGAACUCAGUCUUUUUGGUUUAUUUUUAGACAGAACUCAGUCUUUUUGGUUUAUUUUUAGACAGAACUCAGUCUUUUUGGUUCAUUUUUGGACAGAACUCAGUCUUUUGCUGAAGUUGUGAUUCUUUCUAUGACGCAGAUGCCUGAACAAACACACACUGUGGAUGUUUUUUCUAAUGUCCUGCCUUUUCAUUUGUGUCUCGUUUCUUUUCCCUGCCCAUGUGACGGACGUAUUGGAAGGUCAAAUCUGUCCUAGGUGGUGACACAUCCGAGAAUAGCACAUGUACGAAGCAAUAAGUCGGACUUUGGAUCUCCAGGACAUCAAAGACGUUGAAAAGAGAUGUAUAAAAUGUAAAAA